AUGGCUGGCGUAGUUGCAAAAGUGCCGUCGAUGAUUUCUUCGGCCCUUACACAAGCUAAGCCUAAAUUCAACAUUUUCAUGAAAUAUGCCAGAGUUGAAUUAGCACCGCCUAAAUUGAACGAGAUUCCUCAGAUCAAGGCCGGAAUUGGAAAACUGCUAACUAGCUUUAAAAGCGGAGCGUGGAAACAGCAGACAGUAAAACAAGCUACACUGAACACACUGGUUGGUGCUGAAGUUAUUUUCUGGUUCUAUGUUGGUGAAUGUAUUGGAAAACGCCACUUCGUCGGCUACGACGUA
Messenger RNA from Iphiclides podalirius (scarce swallowtail), 297 nucleotides. Lineage: Eukaryota; Metazoa; Arthropoda; Insecta; Lepidoptera; Papilionidae. The record is from the annotation of a GenBank genome assembly.